UCUGGUCAGUGAGGAAAUCAACUCAGUUUGUAUGGAGGCUCAAACAGUUGGAAAAUUUUCUUUGAUGGAGUUGAACAUAAAACUGCUCAGGAGGAUUGGCUUAUGGAAUGAAACCGAGAGGGAACGAUUUCCUAUACGAGGUCAGCUCGUGAUUGUGUUUAACAUGUUUUGGUUGAUCCCAAGUGCUGCAUACUUCGUUACAUCACAAUACGAACUUACGCCCGUUCUCAAGGCUAUCAAUGAGCAAAUCAUAUUCACGACGGCUUUCAGCAAAUUUUGUCUUUUUGCAAGUAACUUCCGGCAUUGGCAGCAUAUAUUCUAUGAUCUGCAGCGUUGUUUGAAUUUAGUGGUACCCGAUCCUCACGAGGACGUGCAGAAGAUUCUAAAUCGUGUUGUAAAAUCUGAGCACAGGCUCAUCAAAUGGUACAGUCCUCUUGUGAUUUUUGAUACCAUGGUGUACGGAUUAGCUCCAUUUAUAUUUGUGCUGGCGAAAUAUGCCGUAACAGGAGCUUAUAAAACUCCGCUCCCUACUCCGAUUCAAGCAAAUUAUUUUAUUCCAGGCUAUGACACAAACGUAUGGGUAUGGAUCCCUCUGAACAUCUUUCUGGGCCUCAUGCUGGCUUUACAAUCAGUCGCUUUGGUUUUACUGGAGUGCUUUGUGUGGAAUUCAAUAUAUAGUACAAUUUCCUUGUUUAAAAUCCUGCAGAUUAAAGCUAAAAGUCUUGUAGCUCGGGAUGACCGGCAUCAGUGGAGCACUGAGUUGAGCAAGUUCGUCGAUCUUCAUGAGUGUGCCUUUCGGACAUCUUACUGCUUUUCCAGGUGUGCUUUUACACUGGAAAAGGCAUUGGGCACGCAGAUGUUAUUCCUCCAUAUAGCAAUCAUUUUUUCCAUGUGUCUCAUGAUGACCGUGAUUACCAUCGCAUUUAAAGAUACUUAUCUUAUGUUCAUAAUGCUGGCUGUUCUCGUAUACUCGCUAUUCCAAAUAUUCUGUUUCUCCAUUCUGGGAACGGAACUCACCCAGCAGAGUGCAGCAGUUAAGGACGCUAUUUUUCACAGUAAAUGGUACCUUCGUGAGAAGCGGCAACAGCGUGAUCUUGCAUUUGUCCUAGUGCACUCGCAACAACCGGUCAAGUUAACCGCAGCAAAGUUGUUUACGGUAACACGGCAAUCCUUCAUGCAAGUCAUCAAACAUGCAUACACCAUGUUCACCUUAAUGUCGCAGUUCGUCGUAGAGUCAACGGAAUGAAGUAGAAUUCGUGCUUGAUUCACAUCAUU
This is a messenger RNA of Anopheles darlingi, 1275 nucleotides long. RefSeq lists its product as uncharacterized. The record is from RefSeq and is a predicted model, not a curated record. The transcript has 4 exons. Gene Ontology annotation, molecular function: olfactory receptor activity; odorant binding. Gene Ontology annotation, cellular component: plasma membrane. Gene Ontology annotation, biological process: detection of chemical stimulus involved in sensory perception of smell; sensory perception of smell. NCBI's taxonomy places the organism in Eukaryota, Metazoa, Arthropoda, Insecta, Diptera, Culicidae. The coding region runs from base 32 to 1246 and encodes 404 amino acids.